This is a messenger RNA of Triticum turgidum subsp. durum (durum wheat), 1320 nucleotides long. Lineage: Eukaryota; Viridiplantae; Streptophyta; Magnoliopsida; Poales; Poaceae. The record is from the annotation of a GenBank genome assembly.
AUGGCCGGCGAGGAGGAGGUGCAGGUGGUGGAGUCCUGCUUCGUGACGCCGGCGGCGGACACGCCGAGCAGGGCGCUCCGGCUCUCUCCGUUCGACCUCAUGCUAGCCAGUAGAGGCUACACCCCACUCGUCCACUUCUACCGCCGACCAGAAACCGCCGGAGACGACUUCUUCGACGUGACCAGGUUGAAAACGGCGUUGAGCAAGGCGCUUGUGCCCUUCUACCCCCUGGCCGGCCGCUUGAGGGCGGGCGCAGACGGCACGUUGGAGAUCGACUGCAACGGCAAGGGCACGCUCUUCCUCAUGGCUCACUCUCGUCUCACCAUGGAUGACUUCAGCGAUUUCAAGCCAUCAACGAAGCAGAGGAGGCUGUUUGUUCCUCACGUCAGCGACUCAGAUGACCUCUUAUGGGCAACCCAGGUGACAUUCUUAAAGUGGGGUGGGGUGGUCUUAGGGUCGGCAAUCCAUCAUGCUGCUAUGGACGGAUCUGCUGUAUUCCACUUCUUAAGGACAUGGUCAGCUUUCUCCAGGGACGGCGACCGGGCUAUGGUGAACCUCCCCUGCCAUGACCGCUCGCGCUUGUGUGCGCGUGAUCCACCUGUUGUUCAUCCCGACGCACUUUCCAUUUUUAGCCCCAAGAUAAACCUACCGCCGCAGCCAGGGCCACUCGUCAACGAGGUUGUGGCCUUCACCCUUGGCAAGGACCAACUUUCCACUCUAAAGCACAUAUCUGGUGGUGAUAGCGUGAGCACGUUUAGCGCCGUGAGCGCCCACCUGUGGCAAUGCAUGUGUUUAGCCCGGCAGCUACCCCCGGAUGCUGCGACACAACUUAUGUUCUCGGCCAACGUCCGCCGCAUCAUGAGGCCACCACUCCCAGACGGCUACUUCGGCAACGCGAUAAUAAACCUAAGUGUCGGCGACAACGUGCAUGCCAUCACCUCGCGCGAGCUGAGCUACAUCGCGCAGCGAAUCAGAGACACCCACAGACGGGUGAACGACGAGCUAGUGCAUUCGGCAAUCGACUACCUCGAGCUAGCAAAGAGGGACGACGAGCGCCCGGCUACAGGCAAUUUGCCGGUGACUGUCAUUAGAGUUGUCAGCUGGCUUGGCAUGCCGUCAUACGAUGCGGAUUUCAGCUGGGGGAGGCCAUUGGCUAUGUUCCGUGCUGAACCAAACCGCGGAGGUUUUGUGCACCUGAUUGACAGCGCACAGGGUGAUGGCAGUGUGCGCAUCAUCAUGUCUAUAGAGGCUGCAAUUCUCAGCGAGUUGAAGCGUUUGUUGUAUGCCAAAUUCGACAACAUGUUGUAUUCUAAGUUUUAA